AUGGUGGAGCUUCUGAUCAAACGAGGAUCGUUUCAUGAAGCAGUGAAUGAAGUGGGCGCAAGUCCACUGUAUGUGGCUGCUCGUGAGGGCCAUCACGAAGUUGUCAAGCUCCUCCUGGAAAGGGGAGCCGACGUCUCCUCUCCACGAGAAGGAGGGUGGCUGCCCAUUCACGCCGCGGCCGUCGCUGGAGAUGUUGCCUCUACGCGGAUGCUCAUCAACUAUGGAGCUGACUUCCAGGCUUCCAACGAUGCUGGCGCGACUCCAUUGCUCGCUGCUAUUGAAUAUGAGAAACAUGAUGUGGCGGAAUACCUCCUUAAGAGAGGUGCGGAUCUGCACGCGAAGAACGACGCGGGGGAAACACCUCUCUAUCUCGCGGCUGAAAAGGGCGACGAAGAUCUUGUCAACAAGCUGUUGAAGCGCGAAGUAGACGGAAUGGUGAAGACGCAAAUCCACAGGACCACACUAUUUGAUGCUGCUAAAUUGGGACACGACUCUUUCAUUGAUCGCUUGCUUCAGCUUGAGCUCGACGUGUCGCCAUUGAUUGGUCACACCGCAUGGAUGCCAUCGUUGAACCUCGCUGCCUUUACUGGAAAUAUGCAAGUGCUGCGGCUGAUUACAAGGGACCAAAGGGCAGAGUCUUUCUCACCUGACCAGAUGGGACGGAACGCCCUCCACCUUGCUGCACGCAGUGGGAGUGUAGAAGCCUUUGACUUCUUGUGUGACCUUGGGUUCGACCUUCUCACGACAGACCAUUCUGGCAGAUCUGUCUUACAUUACGCCUGCCAAUCAAAGAGCGUGAAGAUGGUUCGGUAUAUUCUUCAGCUGCCAACUGCCAGAGAAUUGCUUUGCUCCAAGCACGAAUGGACACCGCUGUUCUGGGCUGCUCGAGUGGGAAACGCCCAGCUGGUCACUGACCUCAUGCUCGCGGGUCUUCAAGAAGCCAUUGUUUCGACAAGCGAAAUUCCCGGCGAUUUCAGUCCGUUCUCCCUGGCCGAAUAUCAUGCAAAUGACGCUCUUAUUUCGGACGAGAAUUGCCCGUUGAAGAUGAGAGGGAGGAACGACACAGUAUGGGAGACCCGAGGAACGUCCAAUGGGGAUUAUGAAUGCGAUUCCUGUUUCCUGGUGAGUCCCGGUACCUACGCUACCUUAUCAUACUCCCGCUAA
Molecule: messenger RNA, 1164 nt
Organism: Lasiodiplodia theobromae
Lineage: Eukaryota; Fungi; Ascomycota; Dothideomycetes; Botryosphaeriales; Botryosphaeriaceae
Product: Zinc finger ZZ-type protein
Exons: 1
Coding region: 1-1164 (387 amino acids)
Molecular function (GO): protein binding
Source: RefSeq, a predicted model, not a curated record